Messenger RNA from Zophobas morio, 2784 nucleotides. Its product is annotated as C2 domain-containing protein 5-like. The coding region runs from base 71 to 2746 and encodes 891 amino acids. The transcript is spliced from 27 exons. Gene Ontology annotation, molecular function: calcium-dependent phospholipid binding; calcium ion binding. Lineage: Eukaryota; Metazoa; Arthropoda; Insecta; Coleoptera; Tenebrionidae. Gene Ontology annotation, biological process: intracellular protein transmembrane transport; positive regulation of D-glucose transmembrane transport; protein localization to plasma membrane. The record is from RefSeq and is a predicted model, not a curated record. Gene Ontology annotation, cellular component: plasma membrane.
CUCGUGAGUAGCCAUUGUCGCUAGUCAAAAGUUGGUUCGCGCUUUAUAAACUGUAGUUGAUGAGAAAAAAAUGCCUGCCAUUUUGAAGGUACGGGUUAUAUCAGCUAGGGAUCUCCCGAUAAUGGAUAAAAGUACGGAGUCCACUGAUGCCUUUGUUGAGGUUAAAUUCAAUGAUGUGUGCUUUAAAACUAGUGUUUGCCGAAAAACACUUUGUCCCACCUGGAACACCGACUUUAGAUUUGAAGUAGAUGCCGAAAUACAAAACGAUAUCCUUGAAAUUAAGAUUUAUGAUCACGACUCUUACAGCGCCAAUGACGCUAUUGGAAAAGUGUAUAUAGAUUUAAGCCCGUUAACUAUGACUAACGGUCCCACUCUCCUUCAAGGCUGGCAUCCCAUAUACGACACCUUAAGAGGCAUAAGAGGCGAAAUUAAUUUAAUUGUAAAACUUCACUUUUUCAAUAAUGAAAACAAAUUUCGCGAUACUUCAAUUGGAGUUAAAAUUUUCGCUUUGAAUGAGUUUCCGAGUUGUUACAGUUUAAUCAAAGUUCACUCAUUCGUUGAAGAACUGGUGGUCAGCACGGAUCCUGAAUACCAGUGGGUUGACAACUUUCGGUCCAAUCGAGCCAGCAACGAUGCUCGGGUCCGUCUGCUUUACCGUCUCACUGGUUCUUUGAAAAGGAAACUUGGUCUGAAGGCGUUGGAUCUGGGGGGCAACGCCAUCGUCGGCUACCUGCAGGACUUUGAUAUUGAAGGCGAGUAUGGGCUGGUGGCUCGCGGUAUCGGGACUGUGGUGACUCUGCAAGAAUUUGAACCUGCCAUGGCUUCGCAGGGGCCGGCGCUCCUCCUCUUUCAGGAUCCAGCACGAGCACAAUGCAAAGGCUCAUUGAAUAGAUCUGGACAGGGUGACUUGUCCGUGCAUCGUUUCUACAGUCACCACUUAAAGUCAGUGUUCCCUUUUUAUACGCUGAGCCAUUGGCCGUCCUCUGUUAUUCAGUCUAUUGGGGGAUUCGUUACCGCGAGAUCCGUCAAGCUUCUUAGUAAAAUAGAAGAGCCAGAUGAGCCGGAAACCAGAGACGCAUGGUGGCAUGAAAUCCGCAGUGAAAUUGACUCCCACGCAAAAGUGCUUGGAUGCUCGGUGGUUAUUGGCUAUACCGAAACCACUACCAUCUGUGACGAGCUUUGCAUCCUCUCAGCCACUGGAACAGCCGCAAAUUUGGCAUUUACUUCAGCUAAGGAUGAACCAUACAAACAGAGCCCUACGUUUUAUGGAAAAGAUAAAAUAGCAAGUCUUUCCAAAACUGUUUCAAAUAAAAAGGUGGAGUAUAAACUUUGCAAUCUCCUCGGAGUCGCGAAUAACUCGGCCGAAACUGUAUGCCCUGCCGGGUUUUCCCACGUCCCUUUCACUAAAAAAGAUUCUCCUUUCACCAACAAACCCCAAAAAUGCAGAUCUUGUCAAAAAUUUUAUGUGCCCGAUAUCCUUAUUUGCACGCUCGAGUUGCAACCGGGGUCUCAGCUGGGAAGCCUCCUAAUAGAGAGCUUGUGUGUGGAAGCGAGUGUUUGUCGGGCCAAGAAGAAGCUGCAGGGCGAAAGCAACGCCAUUGUUGUCAGCGAGGUGUUGCCGUUUAUUGAAUACGAGCUCCACCGGCAACUGCUCAAUAAGUUGAAGCUCCAUGCUAUGAACGCCAUCUUUGGCUUGUCGGUUCAAAUUUCCAUAAGCGAAAGUGUGAUCUCAGCUUUGGCCGUGGGAACUGCCGUUUUCAUAAAGAGCCUUCCUUUGCUUCCUCCUAUUAAAAUUAGUCGUUCGCUUCAAGUUCUUGACGAAGAGGAUCAAAAGUUGGUUUCCAUUCAGAAAAAAAUUAUCGAGAAGAGCGGGGAGCAGAGGAGAGCCCGCAUGGAAAGUGUCGCAUGGAAUUCUGAUUCGGACGACGCGGAUUCGAAAACCGACUCGAGCGACGAAAAUAUUUCUGAAAACAUUGCUCUUGAAUUGGCUAAAAGACGAUCUCUUGCGCUUGAAAUUGACGAUGAAGAGGACGAAGAUAACCUUGCUAUACUCAUGGAGCCACCGCCACUCUUUGGGCCUUCAGUGCAGUUUUCAACGCUUCAGGCCGUCCCGCCGGGGACAGAACAUUUAAGUUUUAUUAAUGCGCAGAUGAUAACCUCUUUGCACCAAGCAACUCUAGACGAAUCGUUUCGCAUCAAUCAGUCCUUUUCUGGACUUUUUAAAGAGAUAAAACAGUCAUUGCGCUUUAAACUGCGGCAUUUUAGCCCUUGUUGUGUCUUGGAUUUGAAAUUUGACGUCACGAUGAGCGAAGAAGAGAAGAACAUUGCGCAGAUAUUGACUUCCGCCAUGGUGGUGCCCUCAAAAAGCAAACAAUUUUCGGAAAAAUCGGACGACCUCCUCUUUGGUUCAGAAGAAGCCAAAUCUCAAGCUUCGCGGGAUUCUCUUAAAGAAAAAACUGUCUUUGUAGAAAUGACAACACUAAAUUAUGUCGUUGGAAGAAGGGUCGUUCGGUAUUUGAGUCACAUUGAGCUGUUCCUCAUUAAGGAAAAUGCUCUUCGUGAGACAGAUUCUGUUAGUGAAUUCAUACACGUGUUUGUCACUGAAGUCUACGCCAUUGCACGAGCACAAGUCCGGCUGCUGUGUGGAAAUGCGAUCUUGGCUUUGAAGUUGAGGAUCAUUGAUUGCAAUGCCGGUGAGGGGUACGUGUUGGUCAUGCUGAGCGGAGAUGUUUGUGUGAUUUCUUAAUUUUAUUAUAAACUUGUAAUUUGAUGUCCAGCUUGUAG